GGAAAAUAUUGAGCUACCCUCGGGUUUGUUUUCAGAAACUAAGAAACCGAGCAACAAGAAUUAAUCCAUUAACCUGAACACCACCCCAUUUUCUCUCUCCUCACUCGUCACCGCCGGAAACCACCAACUACGGCAGCCAUGGACGUCGUAUUCAAGUCCAUCGACGUGCGCGAUCUUCUCUCCGCAUCAGACCUCGACGACCCAUCAUCGCCGCUCUCAGCGCCAGACCUCCGCCUACUAAUCCACCGUCUCGACGCCCAUUCACAGCACAUCAAAUCCAAAGUUCAAUCCUACAUUCUCUCUCAUCACACCCACUUCGCCGACCUCCUUUCUCUCUCCUCCUCCACUUUCUCCGACUCCCUUUCUCUCUCCUCCAAUCUCCACUCCCUUCUCUCUCUCCUCUCCCACGACGAUGAUCAUCGUCAGAUUCUGUCGAUUUUGAAGGAGAUUCAAUCUGGGGUUUCUGAGUUGGAAGCGACGAAGAAGAAAGCGUCGAUUGUGAGGGUGAUUGUGAGAUUGAGUGGGAAUUUGGGGAAUGUUAAGGAGUUGAUGAAAAAUGGGGAUUUUGUUGAAGCGGCAAAAGGGGUUAGGGAUUUGAAACUGGCGUUGAGGAUUGGUGAUGUUGAUGAGGAGAGAGAAAAUGAGGAGGUUGUUGUUUAUGGUUUGCUCAGGAAGCAAUGGUUGCUCUGCUUUGAGGAGAUUCAAGAUUUGCUUGUCAAGUUUAUGAGCAAUGUGGUGAGUUUUGACCCUCAAUUGGGUGGAAUUCGGGUUGUUUAUCGCUCAAGCAUCGGUGAUGCUCAUGGCGUCGAGCUUCGUACAGUUUUGGAAGCCAUGGAGGUGUUGGGAAUACUUGAUUAUGGCCUUGCAAAGACCGCUGACUUGUUUAUCAAGCAUGCCAUUGCUCCUGCAGUGAAUUUUAAGUCCCCCGUUUCAUUUCUGGAGAAAUCUAGUGGUAGCCUGGAAGAGAGCAGUGAUACAAUCUUGAUAAUCUCAAGUUCAGAGUCGAAGACAGAAGACAUGGAUUGCAACGCUCUGUUCUCAAGAAUGACGAAAGUUGUUAAAUUCAUCUACCACAAUGUAUGUCUUGAAAAUGGACCUUGGAUGCGCUGUUUCGGCAAAUUGACAUGGCCGAGGAUGUCCGAGCUUAUUAUUUCAAACUUCCUCUCGAAGGUUGUCCCCGAUGAUGCUUCAAAGUUGGCUGAUUUUCAGAAAAUUAUGAACUCUUCUUCUGAAUUUGAGACUGUUUUGAAGGAUAUUAUGUUCAUUUCUGAGUCGGAUAAGAAUGAUGAAAAACUCAGCAACUUUGCUGAUAAUGUGGAGGUGCAUUUUGCUGUGAGGAAGAAGACGGAAAUGUUGGCAACUGCUAGACAGUUGAUUCUAAAAUGUGACUUUACUGUUCCUGAAGAGUUCGGCAGCAAAGGACAUAAAUUCAGAAAUAACAGAUACAGCGACUGCGCUGUCAAUUUGCUUUUUUCGUCAGAGAGGUGUAUAGUGUCUCAUGCUUCUAGCCAGUUGAUGAAGCUGGUGCAUCAAACACUUAAAGAUGUUUGUUUGUCAUCCCCACGAGUGGCGUUGGAAUUCUAUCAUGCGGCAAGAGAUGCUCUAUUGCUUUAUGAAGCUAUUAUUCCAAUUAAGUUAGAGCGACAGCGUGACAGCAUCAACCAGGCGGCUGUUUUGAUGCACAAUGACUGUCUGUCUCUCUCUCAGGAAAUCCUGGGCCUGGCAUUCGAGUACCGGCCAGACUUCCCUAACUUCAUAAAAGAGCAUGCCAUAUUUGUUGAUAUAGCUCCUAGAUUGCAGCUGUUGGGAGAAGACAUUCUUCAGCAGCACAUUCAAGUUACUAUAUCUAACUUGAAGGAGGCUGUAGAUGGCGCUGAUGGAUUUCAGAAUACUCAUCAAAUGCCACAAUACGAGUCUGUGAAGUUUAGUUUAGAGCGGGUUAUUUUUAUCAUUGAAAAAGUUCGAAUUCUAUGGGAGCCUGUCUUACUGCCUUCAACUUACAAAAGGUGUAUGUGCAUGGCUCUGGAAUCAGUUUUUUUAAGAAUUACGCAAGACAUACUCCUCUUAGAUGAUAUAGCUGCUGAAGAGUCUCUUCAACUUCAAAGACUGAUUCAAUUGUUGCUGGAGAGUCUGGCACCAUUGCUUGAGGCCCUGAGCACUAUUCAAAAUGAUAAGAAUUCUGAUCAGAGCUUUUCACGUCCACUUGAAGCAGACAUUCCAUCGUUGGGAAAAAUCAGAAAACUAGCUGAACUUCUUGACAUGCCCUUGAAGUCCAUCACCGAAGCUUGGGAAUUUGGAGACUUGUAUGGUUGUGGAUUUAUUUUAACAGAGGUUGUAGAUUUUAUCAAAGCCCUAUUUACCGACUCGCCAUUGCGAAAAGAUUGCCUGGCUAGAAUAUACAGAAUCAACUUUUAGAAAGGAUGUCUUUAGGUCAUCAUGUACAAGCCACUGAGUUCUAUUAUUUCGUACAGUCUGCUCAACACCCGAACUACUGAGUCACAGCACUAGUCUUCUCUUUUUCACCCUUUUUUUUUUCCUUAAUAUUUCACUUCCUUCGAAUUUCUAGGGCUUUUUUUAAUGUAAAUUCCCUGUAAUAAAAUGUGCAUUUUGAAGAAAAUUUUGUCCGAGGAUGAAAUGUCUAAUGCUUGCAGAAAGCACUGCUGUAGUGUUGUUGCCAUCCCAAAUUCCCAAGUAAUUAGAAAAUUUUCCUAAUGUUCCUUUUUAACCUAAGAAAAUUUUUAAAUACUGAAGCUAAUAUAAAAAGAUUAUUCAUAAA
Messenger RNA from Chenopodium quinoa (quinoa), 2776 nucleotides. Its product is annotated as centromere/kinetochore protein zw10 homolog. Lineage: Eukaryota; Viridiplantae; Streptophyta; Magnoliopsida; Caryophyllales; Amaranthaceae. Gene Ontology annotation, cellular component: RZZ complex; nucleus; chromosome, centromeric region. Bases 139 to 2415 code for a protein of 758 amino acids. The transcript has 14 exons. The record is from RefSeq and is a predicted model, not a curated record. Gene Ontology annotation, biological process: mitotic spindle assembly checkpoint signaling; endoplasmic reticulum to Golgi vesicle-mediated transport; mitotic cell cycle.